This is a messenger RNA of Columba livia (rock pigeon), 1845 nucleotides long. It is a transcript of the gene CCNB3, whose product is annotated as cyclin B3. Gene Ontology annotation, molecular function: cyclin-dependent protein serine/threonine kinase regulator activity. NCBI's taxonomy places the organism in Eukaryota, Metazoa, Chordata, Aves, Columbiformes, Columbidae. The coding region runs from base 474 to 1691 and encodes 405 amino acids. The record is from RefSeq and is a predicted model, not a curated record. Gene Ontology annotation, cellular component: cytoplasm; nucleus; cyclin-dependent protein kinase holoenzyme complex. Gene Ontology annotation, biological process: regulation of cyclin-dependent protein serine/threonine kinase activity; mitotic cell cycle phase transition. The transcript has 11 exons.
GCUCCCUGGCUUUCCCUCUCCUGCGCCCCCAUAGACUCGGUUUCCCCCCUUUCCGCGGUACCUCGUGAGAUCGCAUGGGGGCAGACCCCUGUCCCCUGGGGUGCAGAGGUGUCCCUGAGCCCGCUUCCCCCCUGGUGUUGGGGUGUAGGGGAGGGCGAGUUCUUACGUUGUUCUGCGGGAUGUAGGGGCCUGGGAAUCGCCCCUUCCCUGCUGCUCCCAGCCUCCGGUGGGUGUCGUGAUGCUCCGUGUCCCUCUUCCCCUGGGGGAGCACGCCGGUCCUUGCUGCACCCCGCUCAGGACACUCUGCCUGCCGUGCUCAGGGAGGGGGUUGGGGUCUGUCCCUUGCUGCACCUCCCGGGGGUACACGUGCCCCGUGAUCCUGCCCCUGGCUGUUGGGGUGUCCCUGGGGACGGCAGCCACCCCCAUCAAGCCCUGCUCUGCUCCCAGCUCGCUUGUAGAGACCGACAGACAGAAUGCCGCUGCCGCGCAAUGCCAGGGUGCUGAGCACCAAGCAGCCCCGAGCAGGCAAGGUGGGCCCUGCCGCAGAGAAUGCCAACCCAGACAAGGAGGAGAAUGCUCAGGCCAAGAGGUCGCCAUCCUCGCCCCAGGGUGGGCCCAAGAAGAGGUCAGCGUUUGGGGACAUCACCAAUGCUCGCAAGAGCCAGGUGGUGGCAGGAAAGAAGGAGGCCGUCAAAGUGGCACCGCACAAGACACAGAGAGCCCAUACUGCCCUAGGGGUGGCCAAGAACAAUGAGAUCAACCUGAAAAAGUCAAUGAAGAAAACUCCCCCAAUUGAGACUUCUGCAGAGCCCAAGGAGGAUCCUGUUCCAGAGAAGCCAGCGCCUGUGCAGGCACCAGCAGUGGAGGACAUAGACAAGGAGCAGCUGGGUGACCCCUAUGCCAAUGCAGAGUACGCCAAGGAGAUCUUUGAAUACAUGCGGGAAAGAGAGGAGAAAUUCAUCCUCCCUGACUACAUGGAGAAGCAGCCAGACAUCAGUGGGGACAUGCGUGCCAUCCUGGUGGACUGGAUGGUGGAGGUGCAGGAGAACUUUGAGCUGAACCAUGAGACGCUGUACCUGGCUGUGAAGCUGGUGGACCACUACCUGGUGGAGGUGGUGAGCAUGAGGGACAAGCUGCAGCUCAUCGGCUCCACUGCCAUCCUCAUUGCCUCCAAAUUUGAGGAGAGGUGCCCACCAUGCGUGGAUGAUUUCCUCUACAUCUGUGACGAUGCCUACAAGCGGGAAGAGCUCAUUGCUAUGGAGAUGAACAUCCUCAGCACCCUCAAGUUCGACAUCAACAUCCCCAUCCCCUACCGGUUCCUGCGACGCUUUGCCAAGUGCGCCCGUGCCACCAUGGAGACGCUGACGCUGGCCCGCUUCCUCUGCGAAAUGACGCUGCAGGAGUAUGACUAUGCCCGGGAGAGCCCCUCCAAGCUGGCUGCCAGCUGCCUGCUGCUGGCACUCACCAUGAAGAACCUCGGUGGCUGGACACCCACACUGGAGUACUACAGCGGGUACCGGUCCCAGGACCUGCAUCCCCUGGUGAAGAGGCUGAAUUUCCUGCUCACAUACCAGCCCCAUGACAAGUUGAAAGCUGUGCGCACCAAGUACUCACACAGAGUCUUCUUUGAGGUUGCCAAAGUCACCCCCAUGGACAUGCUCAAGCUGGAGGAGACACUGAAGAGCUGCUAGCCUGGCCUCUGUAAAUAAACUGUAAAUAGCUGGGUGCUCUCUGGCAGGGGAGUUCCAUGUACAUAACUAAUACUAAUUUUAACUGAUGGGGAGGGAGGGGGUGGAAAAAAAAAAAGUCAUAUGAAGCUGUCAAUAAAAGAAGCUGUCAAUAAAA